GUCAUCACCGUGACGCUCAGCAGAACUGUUGUGUGUCCACGAGGAACUCGGACUCUGAUCCAAAAUGGCCAGAGACGUGUCCCGCCUCUGUCUGUGUCUCACGCCUCCACCUGUGACUCGCCACAGAUGGGUGGGCUCCUCCCUGGGCUCCAUCCUUCCCUCCGCCCCCCUUCGUUCUCUUAUUUUCUACUACUUCCUGUCUUGCGCCGCAUCAACGGGCAGUUUUCCUGCCAUAGAACACAGCUACGCAGUUAGCCCUAAAUUUGUUUGCACCCCGAUUCCACCUGAAGCGGAUCCCAGCUGCUAUUCCCCGCCCAGCGUGCCCCAUGGACCCAGCGCUAACGGUCACAGCAGCAGCAGCAGCAGCAGCAGCAGCGGCAGCAGCGGCGGCAGCAGCAGCUGGAGAGGGACCAUGUCAGACGAGGCCAAAGCCACCAUCUUACACCUGCGCGAGAGUCUGGUGAGGCAGAAGGAGACCAUCCUGGACCAGAGGGAGACCAUCAGGGAGCUGACCGCCAAGCUCACCCUGUGCGAGGGCUUUGGAGGCCAUCACGACAAUCACCAUGACAACCACCACGACAGUUACCACGACAACCACCACGACAAUCACGAUGACGACCACCAUGGGCCUCACGGCAGCCACCGCACAUCCUUGUCGUCUUCUUCUAACCACGCCCCCCACAGCGGCGAUCACCACGCCCCCCACAGCGGCGAUCACCACGCCCCCCACAGCGGCGAUCACCACGCCCCCCACAGCAGCGAUCACCACGCCCCCCACAGGAAGAGCCCGUCCUUCUCUCCUGAGCAGACGGGGAAGACGCUGCAGACGCUGAAGGAGCGGCUGGAGAACUUACAGGCGAGGAACUCGUCCAGCUCGUACUCCAGCUCUCUGAGGGAACUCCUCCAGAGGAAGAUCAACGCUCUGGAGGAGCAGCUGCACAGCUACCACCGAGAUCACCACGACGACCAUCGUGGCGGCAGCAGCAGCAGCAGCCGCCAUGACAGUCACCACGACGACCACCACGGCAGCAGUAGCCGCCAUGACAGUCACCACGACGACCAUCACGACGACCAUCGCGGCGGCAGCAGCAGCCGCCAAGACAGUCACCACGAUGACCACCACGGCAGCAGCAGCAGCCGCCAUGACAGUCACCACGACGACCAUCAUAGCACUGGUCACCGUGACAACCACCACAACAACAACCACCAUGGAAGAGACCGGUACAACCCUCACAGUGGUCACCACAGUCGCCAUAGCGACUACGACCACCGCUACGACUGGCAACCCGGUCGCCAUUACGGUUACUAUGACAACCAUCGCAGCGACCACCACAAUGACCACCAUGAUGACAACCACCAUGAACCUGGUUACCAUGACGACCACCAUGACAAUCACCAUGGCGACGCUCAUCACCCUCGGCGACAGCCUUUCAACAACAAAGAGACGGGUCACAGCAAACUGGAGACGGUGCUGAGCCAGCUUCACCAUGGCAACGAUCACAAGAAGCCAAAGAGUCCCAGCAGCUUCCUGCUGGACUUCCCCAUGAAGACCAACUACAUGUACGCGAGGAUGAGGAGGACGGUGGUCAACGAGAUCUUCGCUCUUACCGUGUGCCUGUGGUUAAAGGCGGGGGCGGGGCCAGGACUGGGCACGCCCUUCUCCUACGCCGUGCCGGGACAGGCCAACGAGCUGGUGCUGAUGGAGUGGGGCAGUAACCCCAUGGAGCUGCUGAUCAACGACAAGGCCGUGACUCUGCCCGUCACUAUGACAGACAAGAAGUGGCAUCACGUGUGUGUGACGUGGUGGACACGUGACGGCGUGUGGGAGGUGUUUCAGGACGGCGUGAAGAAAGGUUCAGGACAGAAUCUGUCGUCGUGGCAAUCUGUGAAACCAGGAGGCGUGUUCAUCCUGGGACAAGAGCAGGACACGAUUGGCGGAAGCUUCGACGUCACUCAGUCCUUCAUGGGAGAACUGGCCGACCUUCAGUUCUGGUCCAGAGUCCUGACGCCGGGUGAGAUCCACAGCCAGGCGACGUGCGGCGGACACCUGCUCGGUGACGUCCUGUCCUGGUCGGAGGGAAACGUGGAGCUGCACGGAGGACUCGCCGAGUUCCCGUUCGAGCCCUGUCACUGAGGACGCUCCGCCUUCUCCUGUCUCACCACUUCACUGCUGCUUCUUCUUCCACUCUGGUUUUGGUUUGACUUUGAAGACUCUGGAGAUGUUUGGAUUUGCAUGGAUCUCCAGCACAUAAGAGGAUUUCCCUGUUGUCAAAACACGGUCCUGAGGUCUGCUGCUGCUGCUGCUGCUGCUGAUGAUGACGUUGAUUUUUUAUAUUUUAGUAUUUCAUAUUGAAAAGAUGCUUUUUUUGUAGAAGGAUAUUUGCAUUUAUGGCAUAAAACAACAUAAAUAUACACAGUCUGACAGCAGCUACAUAGGUCAAAGGUCAAUGACAGCCGCGACGACCACAACCAGUAAACGUGUCCUUGCGUCUCUGUGGCAACCAGUGGCUUACAGCGGGAUUUACCUGUGAACAGCUGAUCUGAUCCUGCUCACACACACACACACUUUUUAUUACAGAGUAGUUGUACAUUACAUCACAAAGACUCUUAAGUAUUUCAAUGAUUUAUUUUAAUUUUCCUUUAGUCUCAUUUGACUCUGUUUUUUCUCUCCUGUCAUGUGACUUUCAUGCUCCUCCCCCUCCUCACCUCUGUUGUUUUUUGUCAUGUUUAUUCUCGUGUCUUUGUCUGGAUGUAAAUAUACAGUAAAGUAGACCUCCCCCCCAUGUCUAAGCCAAAAACUCAACUUAAUCAACUUAAAUAUAAAACUUGAAAGAGGAACUCAUAUAAACGCUGUCAAAUAUUUGUAAAUAGACCUGUAACGGGAUUUUGAAUAAAACACUUUUACAAAUUCAAGCAAAA
Molecule: messenger RNA, 2919 nt
Organism: Solea solea (common sole)
Lineage: Eukaryota; Metazoa; Chordata; Actinopteri; Pleuronectiformes; Soleidae
Product: neuronal pentraxin-1-like
Exons: 5
Coding region: 65-2134 (689 amino acids)
Source: RefSeq, a predicted model, not a curated record